UGCACCUGUGCUGCCUCUUUAUCGAGACCUGCUGAUCCGCUCAACACCUUCCGCGACGCCGAUAACCAGCGCUCUAUCAUGGCAGAAGCUGAAGAGGAGAGAGCGCCGCCAAGCGAUGAGGAGCAGCAGCAGCAGCAGCUCAGCUCUUUCGCCGGCGGCCCGGCGGACACUCAGCCGACUGCCCCCACAGAGGGCACGGAGGAGCGGGCAGCGGAGGUCGCAGCGGCCCGCCCCCAGCGCAGUGACAUCUCCGUGGAGCCAUCUCUGGACCAGUUUAAGAUCAGGAAGUUCUUCGUGUUGAGGCCUGGCACUCUGAAACAGGCUAUCAAAGACAUUGAAGCUCUGGUGGAUGAAGGAGUAGAUGGCAGCGUUCACAGCAUUUGGCUGAUGGCAGAGGUGGAUCACUGGAACAAUGAAAAAGAGCGCCUCGUCAUCAUCACAGACAACUCUCUCCUGGUCUUCAAGUACGACUUUGUCAUGUUCAACUGUGACCAAAUCCAGAGGAUCCCACUAAACAUUAUAGAUCGCAUCUCCCACGGCCAGUUCAGCUUUCCAAAGAACUCCCUGCUUCAGAGGGAGGGGGAGGGGCUGCGAGUCUUCUGGGACCGGCUGAGGGAGCCCUCCUUUGCCUCCAGGUGGAACCCCUUCGCCACUGACCUCCCCUGCAUCACCCUCACCGACCACCCUGUGAGGAGCAUCAGCGACACGUUCGCUUCCCUCUGCGACAUCCAGAACUUUCAAGAGCGGCUCAAGGAGGCGGCGCAGAAAGCACACGCCAUGAAGCCGUUUCCCGGGAAGGCCAACGGCGUCCUGGUCCUGAAGCAGCAGAUCCACAUCGAGGCCUACGUGGGCCUCAUGUCUUUCCUCGGGAACCAGAACAAACUGGGAUACUGCAUGGCUCGAGGAAACCUCGGCUUCUAACAUCUUCUGCUUUUCAUAUAAUAGUUUUGUUGUCGUUCAAAUAGUUGAAAAAGAUUAUUAUGCCUUGAAUUCAUAUUUGUACAUUCGUUCAGUCAAAUUGUUUCAGGAUUGACCAAAGACGUUUCCAUAUUCGGGUUUGCUUUAGUGUCGCGUUGAAGCCUGGAUUCUCAGGAUGUUCUGUGUGAGGUUUAAACAACUGUGUGAUCUCCCCCUUCUGCUUAUUACCAGUGUGAAACAUCCGCAUUUCAACACCGCUCCACACUGGAUGACGGAUCCCCGCGCUGCUCUCAGGGAGCUUUGUAUUUGCUCCUCAGUGGUAUGGUAAUUCAACUGUGUUUGCAAUGGGACUCCUUUCUUCCUCCCCCGGUGUGUCUGUUAAAAAGCUCAUUCCUAUGCCGUUCAGCCCCUCAGAGAUUCACCGGAGCAAGGGGGCCCAUUUGUCACUUUAUAGUUUCAUCAUCCGCUGUGUAUUUUUUACAGUGCAUACAGUGUCAGAGUUUCCCCUUGAUUUGUGUGUUUUCUGUAUGUCGCUGCACCUGGUUUGGUGUCACAGUACGCAUCUUGUUCUCUUUUCCUUUGUGGUGGUAUAAAAUAUGCAGAUUUUAACUUGUAAUCCUAUUACUGUAACUCAUUAAUAAAUAUUGCUUUACUUCCCAAGAUCAAACAGUGA
This is a messenger RNA of Anarrhichthys ocellatus (wolf-eel), 1591 nucleotides long. RefSeq names its product tumor protein p63 regulated 1 (gene tprg1). Gene Ontology annotation, cellular component: cytoplasm. The coding region runs from base 79 to 921 and encodes 280 amino acids. The record is from RefSeq and is a predicted model, not a curated record. The transcript has 6 exons. NCBI's taxonomy places the organism in Eukaryota, Metazoa, Chordata, Actinopteri, Perciformes, Anarhichadidae.